UGUCAUUACGCAACUUGCGAUCUUCUUGCCUUCUUCCCCAAUGCUGCGAGCAAGUGUGGGGCGCCUGCGCGGGUUUGCCGACGCCAAGCCGCCGACGCUCAUGUCGGACGUCCAUGGCACGGUGCAUGGCAAGAAGGCGUGGCGCAACCAGCCGCUCUUUCGCCGCGAAGGCGACAAGAAGUUUCGGUCCGGCGCCGAAGCUGCCGUCAUGCUGUACGAAGAGGCCACGCGGCGCGACCCGUACCAGACCGAGUUUUUGGACGCUGUCCAGAGCUUUGUGCACUCGGUGACGCCCGUCUUGGACCGGUAUCCCAAGUACGCGUGGGUCAUGAAGCAGCUCAUGGAGCCCGAGCGCGUCAUCCAGUUUCGCGUGCCCUGGAUCGACGACCAAGGCAGUCGCCGUGUCAACCGCGGGUUCCGCGUUCAGUUUUCGAGCUGCUGCGGGCCGUACAUUGGCGGGCUACGCUUCCACGGCGACUGCCGCCACGGGACAGUCAAGUUUCUCGCGUUUGAAAAUGUGUUUCGCAAUGCAGUCUACGGACCGUUUGGGGCCGCGGCCGGCGGCGCCGACUUUAGCCCGCUCGACAAAAGCGAGGCUGAGAUCAUGCGGUUUUGCCAAAGCUACAUGACGGAGCUCGCCAACUACAUUGGUCCGGCCUCGGACAUUCCGACGGGCGGCGUCAACGUCGGACCCAAGGAGAUGGGCUACAUGUUUGGGCAGUACAAGCGCCUGCGACAAAUGCACCCCGCGGGCGUCGACGGUGUCCUCGGUGGCCACUCGUUUCCGCAGAUCACGGGCUACGGCAUUGCGCAUUUUGCCAAGAUCCUCGUGGAAGACGCCAAGGAGUCGUUGGUUGGGAAGCGCUGCCUCGUCUCGGGCUCGGGCACCGUCGCCUUGCACACAGCCGAAAAGCUCCUCGACCUCGGCGCGAUUCCCAUUGGCUUUAGCGACGUCUGGGGCCACGUCAUUGAGCCAGAGGGGUUCUCCAAGGCGCAGCUGCAGACGCUCAAGGACAUCAAGUCGGAGCACACGGCGCGCCUCGGCGGCUACAUCAUGACGUCGACCAGCGCCAAGUACUACCCGUCGGAAGAGACGUCGUUCUGGGACCACCCGUGCGACUACGCAUUUCCGUGCGCGAUGCAAUACGACAUCAACGAUGUGUCGGCCAAGAAGCUCGUCAAGAACGGCUGCAAGGGCGUCUUUGAAGGCGCGCACUUGCCGUGCACCCCCGAGGCCAUCAAGACGUUCCAGCAGCACAACGUGAUCUUUGCUCCGUGCAAAGCCACAAACGGCGCCGCGCUGGCGCUGCAUCUCAAGGGCGUUGCGGGACGAAGCGACUUGGCGCUCGACGACGUCGACGCGAUCGCGCAAGAGUGCAUGCAAAAGGUAUUCAAGUCCAUUUCGGCGACCGCGGUCGAAUUCAACUGCGUCGGCAACUGGCACACGGCGACCAACAUGACGGGCUUUCUCAAAGUCGCGCAAGCCAUGUUCCGCCAAGGUGUUGUCUAAGGCAUCGUUGUCGUCGUUUGACCCGUUACGACGUGGACCCUAACCACCAUAAGACAUCCGCGUGGUGUCACUUUCUCGCA
Molecule: messenger RNA, 1590 nt
Organism: Saprolegnia diclina VS20
Lineage: Eukaryota; Oomycota; Saprolegniomycetes; Saprolegniales; Saprolegniaceae
Exons: 11
Coding region: 41-1510 (489 amino acids)
Cellular component (GO): cytosol
Molecular function (GO): L-glutamate dehydrogenase (NADP+) activity
Source: RefSeq, a predicted model, not a curated record